AUGGAAUUGCCCCAAGUCCUAGCAAGAUGGCUUACCUCUUUUCUUAUCUCACGAGAUGGCCUCAAAUCAUAUGACUGCAAACUCAGUCAAACCCUUUGUGAAGUGGAGGGAAUGGCUGCCAUGGUGUUGAUACUAUGGGAAAUGAUGCACCAUGCUUGUCAUGCCUGGAGCGCCUAUGGGAAACCAGAUUUGGAGAUGAAUCCUUUAGCCUCGAGCUGGCAAACUGUAACUGAAAACGUGGGUGUUUCCGCCUUGCACAUGCAGUUGAUGACAAACAACAGGGUUGUCUGGUAUGACGCCAUUAAUCUUGGUCGCUCCGCACUGAUGCAGAAUCCUAAGUGGUGCAGAAAAGAUGAUAAGGGCCGUGAAGACUGCUGGGCUCAUGGCGUUACCUAUGAUCUCGACACCGCUAAAGUUGUCAAGACACUCAAGGCUUACGACAAAGGUUUUCGAGGAAUUAGAAUCCUGGAACCCUGCGAUUUAUGCGAUUUCAAGGAAGAUGUUGGACUUUCUGCAAACAGAUGGUAUGCUUCUCAACAAGUCUUGGAAAAUGGUGAUUUUAUCGUGGUGGGAGGAAGAAAAUCUCACAACUAUGAAAUUGUCCCGCCAGAUCAGCUUAAAUUCCCGAACAAACAAUUUCCGCUUCGGCUGCUCGAGGAAACCACCGACGGCUUUCUAGAGAAUAAUUUGUAUCCAUUUGUGUACCUCCUCCCCGACGGCAAUGUCUUCCUCUUCGCCAACGAUCGCUCCAUUAUUUUCAACCCUAGAACUGGAAAGACGAUUCGGGAGCUUCCUAAGCUGCCAGGGGGGUCCCGGAACUACCCGGCCUCGGGGCAAUCCGCGCUUCUUCCUCUCAAACUCACCAAAGCGAAUGAUUUUGUGAAGGCGGAGGUUUUGGUUUGCGGCGGCAAUACACACGAAGCCUUCAAGGUCACGGAGCAUCCGCCGAGGCAAUUUCCGCCGGCGUUAAAGGAUUGCGGCAGGAUUGUUGCGAAUCAGGAAGGGGCCAAGUGGGAAAUUGAGGAGAUGCCGUCGGGGAGGUUAUGGGAGAUAUGUUGAUUCUCCCCGAUGGGAAUGUCCUCAUAAUUAAUGGCGCGAAAACCGGGACCUCUGGUUGGGACGGGGCGGAGGAACCAAAUUUCACUCCGGUGCUUUACAGCCCGGAUAAACCGAAAGGGAAAGGUUUACUGAGUUGACACCAACAAAAAUUGCCAGAAUGUACCAUUCCACUUCUGCGGUUUUGCCCGACGCUAAGAUCUUAGUAGCGGAAGUAACACCCACGAUUCCUACGAUAUGAAAGCCAAAUACCCAACCGACAUGCGCGUCGAGAAAUUCUCGCCGCCGUACUUAGCCCCCGCACUGCAAAAGUUUCGGCCGCAGAUCGUGGAGAAGCUUUCCCAAACGGAAUUGGUUUAUGGAAAGAAUUUCAAUAUCCAUUUCAAGCUAGAUGAUGCGGCGGACAUGUCUAGUAUUAAGGUUACCAUGUAUCCGCCGCCUUUCACCACUCACGGGUACUCUGAGGGCCAAAGGAUGCUGA
Ipomoea nil (Japanese morning glory) is the source of this 1537-nucleotide messenger RNA. Its product is annotated as aldehyde oxidase GLOX1-like. The transcript is spliced from 5 exons. Lineage: Eukaryota; Viridiplantae; Streptophyta; Magnoliopsida; Solanales; Convolvulaceae. Bases 1 to 1059 code for a protein of 352 amino acids. The record is from RefSeq and is a predicted model, not a curated record.